Molecule: messenger RNA, 892 nt
Organism: Oppia nitens
Lineage: Eukaryota; Metazoa; Arthropoda; Arachnida; Sarcoptiformes; Oppiidae
Gene: Ccm3
Product: programmed cell death protein 10-B-like
Exons: 6
Coding region: 233-883 (216 amino acids)
Biological process (GO): regulation of Golgi organization; positive regulation of MAP kinase activity
Cellular component (GO): FAR/SIP/STRIPAK complex; Golgi apparatus
Molecular function (GO): protein kinase binding
Source: RefSeq, a predicted model, not a curated record
UAAGUUGAUUGCAUUAUUAGAGUGCAUAUGACGUCCAUAUGUAGUGUAGUAUUGAAUGUAUUGAAUGUAUUAAAUAUUUUGAAUGUUUUGAAUGACUCGUUAAUACAUUACUUAAAUUGAAUCCAGUAUUUGAUUAACAAUUUUGAUUGUCAUUCAAGUAAUGAUUAAGUGAUCAUUAGGUGAACUUCGCCAUCGGUUGUGUCCAAUCAAGUGGUGACCAACACUGAUAAUAAUGACAAUGAGUGAAGAGAGACCACCCAUUUGUUCACAACUCAUAUUUCCUAUACUUUUGCGACCAAUUCUUCAUAAGGUUGAAAGACAUGACCCGAUGGCCGCACAGAUAUUAAUGAAUGCCAUAAUUAAAGCCGAGACUCAAGAACCGGGACUUUUGCUUGAAAUUGUGAACAGUAUUUUAAAACGAAGAGAUUUAACUGUAAAUAUGACGGAAUCGUUACUCAGACUUCAGGCACAUAUACCUGAAUUUGAUGACCAAAAGUGUAAACGACAGGAUGAACCCUUCCAAGAGUUGAACCGAAAAACAUAUUCACUUAAGAAGAUAUUGAGUCGAAUACCCGAUGAGAUCAAUGACCGCAAGACUUUCCUCGAGACGAUUAAAGAGAUAGCCAGUGCUAUAAAAAAACUCUUGGAUUGUGUCAAUGAGAUAUCCAAUAGUUCUCAACAAACGUCUUCAACAGAUAGAACAGCUCUCGAGAAACGCAAACGAGAGUUCAUUAAGGAUUCAAAAAAAUUCAGCCAAACUUUGAAAGAAUUCUUCAGAGACGGACAAACACAACCGGUAUUUCAAAGCGCAGCCCAACUAAUAUAUGCCACGAAUACUAUUCAAAGAACCGUUAGAACAAAGUUUGAUUUAACGGUUAAAUGAUAUUUAUAU